This is a messenger RNA of Cladocopium goreaui, 2340 nucleotides long. The record is from the annotation of a GenBank genome assembly. NCBI's taxonomy places the organism in Eukaryota, Dinophyceae, Suessiales, Symbiodiniaceae.
AUGUCAUUGCUUGAUUCUGAAGCGGCCUUCAAAAAGAGGGUCAUAGAGAUCGGUGAUGAAGUUCUUUUUCAGACGCUGGACAAUUCAGGUUUGAAGACAUUCAGCGGUUUGGCCUUUGCAUGCGGGACGCCACAGUCACAACCAGAUGAUGCUGCCUUUGGAGCUUUUGCCGCAGGAGUUUUUGGGGUUCCACCCACACUGGGCCAAUUGUCUCAGCUGAGGAGGUUGCACUUCGAGGCUUGCACAAUAGUUUUCGCGACCUUGAAGAGCAAUGUGGCAGGCGAUUUGACCGAUGGGAUUCGAAAGCUGCCGCCAGCUGAAAAGCAGGCCAGGGCGAAGGACCAGCAGACCAGAUUAACUGGCGUUACUUUGUCAGGUGAAAUGGAACCCAGCUAUGCCUUGGUGGACAAGUGCGCCAGCAUGAGGGAGACAGGGUCGCUACUAUGGAUCCACCCAUCGCAAUGCACCAAACGUGAACAAGAGGUACAGCAAACUUUGAAGGAAAAAUCUCAAGUGCUGAAGAUUGAGAACAUGACGUUGAAAAUGGCCGCAGACACUGAAACUUUUGAAGCUGACCAUGGCACUGAAUUGAAACUCAUGUGGUGUUUCCAAAGACGCGGAUUGGCAUUUGACCAAGCAGCUUUGAUUUCUUGGGACAAGCAUGAGAGUUGGGUAGCGGCAAUGUUUCAAGCUUACUCUGCAGAGCCACCACCUUCAUUUGCGAAGGUGACCAUGCCUCAGUUGUUGCGAGCCGACAAGGAGUUGUUUACAAUCUUAGCAAGGGAAGUGGAAUCCAUCCAGCCUGAUGGUGUGGGAAACCGACCACUGGAUGAACAUAUUACAAGGCUGAAGACAGACCCAAGGGUGACCAUGCACUUGUUGCCAUUGCCUACAAAGGCGCAUUCUGUAGAGGCCUCCAACGCCAGCAAACCAGACGCUGGCAAACCAAAGGCAAAAGUUAGGCCGGGCAAAAGGGCUCGAACAACCACGGAGGUAAAGAUGCCGGACGAGUUGAAGGGAGGUCAUUCAAAGACAAGUGACAACAAACCCAUUUGUUGGGCCUUCAACAUGAAAGACGGGUGUUCAGCCAAGACCUAUGGCAACCCAGAUGAGGGCUCGCACGAAACAACAGGGCAAAGUGCGGAACCUUUUCCAAAUCUCGAUAAAGGCACAGAGUGGAAAGACCUGCUAUUUGUCGAGAUUUUUGCAGGGACAGCACGGUUAAGCCGAGCUUUCGCCAAACGAGAUUUUCGAGUUUCAUCUGUGGAUCACACCACCAAAAGGAACUUGUUUGCAGAAGAUUGGUCAGCACGUGACCCUUUCGUGUUGGAGAACUUGUCUUUAGACCGUGGAAAACUUUUGGAUCGAAGGAGCAUUUUCAAGUCCGUGAACUCCGAAGAAGCUACUGACGCAUCUGUUGGCGCCUGGGAAGGCACAAUCAAUGAGAUAGGGAAAGGGUGGUUGGUCGAGGACAAAAAUCCAGACCUGGACAAGCUUGUAGUUGCUAGGCGAUUUGGCCUGGUUCAGAAAACGAAGGUACGAGUCAUCGACGACAUCAAGCAAUGUGGAGUCAAUGGAUCAACAGGCCUUCCAGAAAAAUACGUGCUGCACUCCAUCGACGCCAUUGCGGCCACUUUGGUCCGAGCGUUAUCAGUGGGGUUGCCCGCGGGCGAAACUUUGUGCGGCACCACAUUUGAUUUAGUGGCGGCCUACAAGCAAUAUGCAAUCCACCCCGAAGAUCGUGAAAGAGUUCGCAUUUGUGUGAAGGAUGUAGAACAAGGUGUGGCCAAAGUGUACAAGAUCAGUGCGCUCCCCUUCGUUGGAAAGGUCCGCAUUGGACAUACCGACAGCCGAAGGCAAGAGCUUCUGGCCCAAAUCGAAUCACACCUUGACCAAAAUUGUUUAAAACCAAAGGAUGCGGAAAGACUCAGAGGUCGUCUGCAGUGGUAUGACACCUUUCUGUUUGGGAGGAUUGCAAACUAUUCCAUGAGCGUGAUUAGCAAGAGAGCCACCUCUUGCUCUUUGGUUGGAAGCUUGGACCCGCAGCUCCAGCGAGCCUUGCAGUUUCUCAAAGAGCACGUCUCCAUUUCAAAGCCAGUGGAACUGACCAAGUCAGCCGGAAAAACCUACUACAUUUUCACUGAUGGUGCGGUUGAACCUACAGCAGAUGGGUCGCAAGUUGUGGCUUCCGUGGGAGGCAUCUUAUACAACAAUAAUGGCGAGGCCGAGGCCUUCUUCAGCGAACGGGUUCCCCAGCUGAUCUUGGACAUGUUCCUCCAGCAUUCCAGUCUUGCUUCUGAUCGAAAGGAAGGAGCAGACACUUUGAUGUGGGGUGGCUAG